Messenger RNA from Dipodomys ordii (Ord's kangaroo rat), 3558 nucleotides. It is a transcript of the gene Itgad, whose product is annotated as integrin, alpha D. The record is from RefSeq and is a predicted model, not a curated record. The coding region runs from base 1 to 3468 and encodes 1155 amino acids. Gene Ontology annotation, molecular function: integrin binding. Gene Ontology annotation, biological process: cell adhesion mediated by integrin; integrin-mediated signaling pathway; cell-matrix adhesion. Gene Ontology annotation, cellular component: integrin complex; external side of plasma membrane. The transcript has 30 exons. Lineage: Eukaryota; Metazoa; Chordata; Mammalia; Rodentia; Heteromyidae.
AUGGAAUUCAGUGCCCUGGCUUCUUGUCAUGGAUUUAACCUGGAUGUGAAGGAACCCAUAGUGUUCAGAGAUGAUGAAGCCAGCUUUGGGCAGACCGUGGUGCAGUUUGGUGGAUCUCGAUUGGUGGUGGGAGCUCCCUUGCAAGUGAUGGCGGUCAACCAAACGGGACAGUUGUACGACUGUGUGCCAGCCACUGGCACGUGCCAACCCAUCUUGCUGCAGAUACCCCCAGGGUUCGUGAACAUGUCCUUGGGUUUUUCCUUGGCCACUUCCAUUGACCAGUCCCAGGUGCUGGCCUGUGGCCCAACAGUGCAUAGAACUUGUGAGGAGAACACAUAUGCAAAAGGCUCUUGUCUCCUGUUGAACUCCCGCUUGCAGAUCACCAGGACAUUUCCAGAUGCCCUCCCAGACUGUCCACACAACGAGAUGGACAUUGUCUUCCUGAUCGAUGGCUCUGGCAGCAUAGAGCCCAGUGACUUUAGCCAGAUGAAGGACUUUGUCAGAGCUGUGAUGGACCAGUUCCAGGGUACCAACACCAUGUUCUCUCUGAUGCAGUACUCCAACAUCCUGAAGACCCACUUCACCUUCACGAAAUUCCGCACCAGCUUGAGCCCUCAGAGCCUGGUGGACCCCAUUGUACAGCUGAGUGGCCUGACGUUCACAGCCACGGGCAUCCUCAAAGUGGUGAAGGAGUUAUUUCACAGCAAGAAUGGGGCUCGUGAAAAUGCCAAGAAGAUCCUCAUUGUCAUCACAGACGGACAGAAGUACAGAGACCCUCUGGACUACCAUGAUGUCAUUCCCCAGGCAGAGGAAGCAGGCAUUACCCGCUACGCCAUCGGGGUGGGGGACGCCUUCCAGGAUCCCAGUGCCCGGCAGGAGCUGGACACCAUCAGCUCAGCACCCCCUCAGGACCAUGUGAUCAAAGUGGGCAACUUCUCGGCACUCAGAAGCAUCCAGAAGCAGCUACAGGAGAAGAUCUUUGCAGUUGAGGGAACCAGGUCGAGAAGGAGUAGCAACUUUCACCACGAGAUGUCUCAAGAAGGCUUCAGCUCAGUAUUCACAGCGGAUGGUCUGGUUCUGGGAGCUGUGGGGAGCUUUGGCUGGUCUGGGGGCGCCUUCCUGUACCCCUCCACCAGGGCUCCCACCUUCAUCAGCAAGCCUCAGAAAAGUGUGGACAUGAGAGACUCCUACCUAGGUUACUCCAUGGAGCUGGCCCUGUGGAAGGGGACAUGGAGUCUGGUCAUGGGGGCCCCUCGGCACCAGCACACGGGGAAGGUUGUCAUGUUCACCCAGGAAGUGGGGCAAUGGCGGCCAAAUGCUGAGGUCCCCGGGACCCAGAUUGGCUCCUACUUUGGGGCCUCCCUGUGCUCCGUGGACGUCAGCAGAGAUGGCAACACUGACCUGAUCCUCAUUGGGGCCCCGCAUUACUAUGAGCAGACGCGAGGGGGCCAGGUGUCCGUGUGUCCCAUGCCCAGAGGGAGGGCUCGGUGGCGGUGUGGGUCUGUUCUCCAUGGGGAGCAGGGCCAUCCCUGGGGCCGCUUUGGGGCAGCCCUGACAGUGCUGGGGGACGUGAACGGGGACAAGCUGACAGACGUGGCCAUUGGAGCUCCAGGAGAGCAGGAGAACCUGGGUGCUGUCUACAUAUUUCAUGGGACCUCAAGCCUGGUUGUGGGCCCUGUACACAGCCAGAGGAUCCCUGGCUCCCAGUUCUCCUCCAAGCUCCAGUAUUUUGGGCAGUCACUAAGUGGAGGUCAGGACCUCAACCAAGAUGGACUGGUGGACCUGGCCGUUGGGGCCCAAGGACACGCGGUGCUGCUCAGGAGUCUACCCGUGCUGAAAGUCGGGGUAUCCAUGCAGUUUGUCCCUGUGGAGGUGGCGAAGGCUGUGUAUCAGUGCUGGGAAGAGGUGUUCCCCUCUCUGGAAGCUGGGGAGGUUACGAUUUGUCUCACUAUCCACAAGGGCUCAUUUGACCACUUAGAUGCUAUCCAGAGCUCUAUCAGGUAUGAUCUGGCAUUGGACCCAGGCCGUCUGAUACCUCGUGCUAUUUUUCAUGAGACCAAGAACUGGACUUUGAGUCGGAGGAAGAUCCUGGGGCUUGGGAAUCACUGUGAAAGUGUGAAGCUGCUUCUGCUAGACUGUGUGGAGGAUGCAGGGAGCCCCAUCAUCUUGCGCCUUAACUUCUCCCUCCUGGAAGAACCUAGCUCAUUCUGGAAUCUUCGCCCUGUGCUGGCUAUGGACUCACAAGACCUCUUCACUGCUUCUCUACCUUUUGAGAAGACCUGUGGCCAAGACCACCUCUGUGAAGGCGACCUGAGGGUCAACUUCAGCUUCUCAGGCCUGCAGACUCUGAUAGUGGGGAGCUUCCCCGAGCUCAGCCUCACGGUGACCGUGUGGAAUGAAGGAGAGGAUUCUUAUGAAACAGUGAUCACUUUCUACUACCCAGCAGGGCUGGCCUACCGACGGGCAUCAGGAAUACAGGAGGAACCUCAUCAUCGCCCACUGCGCCUGGCAUGUGAGGAAAAGCCCACCCAGAAUGAGAGCCUGAGGAGCAGCAGCUGUAACAUCAACCACCCCAUCUUUCGAGAAGGUGCUAAGGGAACCUUCAUAAUCACAUUUGACGUCUCUUAUGAGGCCACUCUGGGAGACAGAUUGCUUGUGAGGGCCAAUGCAAGCAGCAAGAACAAUAAGCCUGCAACCAAUAAUACCUCCUUCCAGCUGGAGCUCCCGGUGAAAUACACGGUGUACACAGUGAUCAGCAGGCAGGAAGACUCCACUAAGUAUUUCAACUUUUCAUCUCUGGAUAAGAAGAGCAGGAAAGAGGCCAAACAUGGAUAUCGUGUGAAUAACUUGAGCCAGCGAGAUCUGGCCAUCAGCGUCACCUUCCGGGUUCCCGUCCUGCUGAACAGUGUGGCUGUCUGGGAAGUGGCUGUGAAGGCCCCUGCACAGAGUCUCCCCUGUGUGUCAGAGAGGGAACUUCCUCAACAUCCUGACUUCUUGACUCAGAUUGCAACAAAUUCUGUACUGGACUGCUCCAUUGCGGAGUGUGUGACGUUCCGUUGUGACAUCCCUUCCUUCGGCAUCCAGGAGGAGCUGGACUUUGUCCUGCAGGGCAACCUCAGCUUUGACUGGGUCAGCCAGACAUUGCAGAAGAAGGUGUUGGUCAUGUCGGUGGCUGAGAUCACGUUUGACACGUCUGUGUAUUCCCAGCUCCCAGGACAGGAGGCGUUUUUGAAGGCCCAGAUGGAGACAGUGCUAGAAGAAGUUAAGGUCUAUCAUCCCAUGUUCCUCAUGGUGGGCAGCUCCGUAGGCGGGCUGCUGCUACUGGCCCUCAUCACAGCUGCCCUGUACAAGUUUGGUUUCUUCAGACGUCAUUACAAAGAAAUGCUGGAUGUCAAGACAGAAGACUCAGCCUCAUGCACUGGAGAUGAUGUUAGUUGUGAGGAGGCCCCAAAUCUGCCUUCUUCCUGAUGGUCUGUUUUCCUGUUUAUCUCUACCUCUGGGGCUGGUCUUUUUCUCUCCCUUUGAAUCUACUUCUAUUGAGAACAACUUUUUCAUAGA